Molecule: messenger RNA, 10253 nt
Organism: Zootoca vivipara (common lizard)
Lineage: Eukaryota; Metazoa; Chordata; Lepidosauria; Squamata; Lacertidae
Gene: AASDH
Product: aminoadipate-semialdehyde dehydrogenase
Biological process (GO): amino acid activation for nonribosomal peptide biosynthetic process
Molecular function (GO): protein binding
Source: RefSeq, a predicted model, not a curated record
GGGCUGGAAAGAGGAAGGAGCAGGUGGGUGCGCGCACGCGGGCCACUCGUCUCGCGCGGUUGCCAUUGGAACGAAAGAGUAAACCGAGGGCCUGCGAAGCCGUGUUACAGGCCGUAUAAUAAACGGUUCCCCGACGGCUUGGCUAUCUUGUACUAAGCCGGUGGUAGUGAAGGCGGCUCUUUCGUUUUCUGAACGCUGCUGUUUCGCCGUAAGUAAGAGGGAGAGGGAGCUUCCUGUAGGUCGAAGUUGUGCAGCUUCCCUCUGCCAUCUUGACAAGGAAGUGGAUGUGCUUUAUAAUCCUAGAAUUGCGGAGUUGGAAGGGGCCACGAGGGUCAUCUAAUACUAAAACAACCCUCUGCAACGCGGGACUCGAAUCCAUGACCCUAGGAGUAAGAGUCUUGUGCUACUACUGAGCUAUCUCCCAUGUUUUGUUUCUCUUUUUUAAACGACCAAACAAACUAUAUAGUAUGUGAGAGGCAGAAGCCGCAAUCUUCAGAAGUACGGUUGCUAAAACGUCUGGUGGUUACAUGUUUUCCUAUUCUUUUCGACAGCUGCAGUUUCUUAGGAAGUCACUAUUGUAAAACCUGUGAGAUGGCCAUGCCCACUGCUGCCGUGUACACUAACCCAGGCAUCCCCAAACUUCAGCCCUCCAGAUGUUUUGGACUACAAUUUCCAUCAUCCCUGACCACUGGUCCUGUUAACUAGGGAUCAUGGGAGUUGUAGGCCAAAACAUCUGGAGGGCCGCAGUUUGGGGAUGCCUGCACUAACCCCUUUGAAGAAUUUACCAGGAGGAAAUGCAUCAUCGGCCUGAAAAGCUUUCCCUACCACUGACAUGAUGGGACCGGACCAGCUGUCUCCAAACAAGUAUCCAGGUAUGCAGUAUAAAUAUUUGCAAUGACUCUUCAGGAGAUUGUUCAGACUGCAGCCAGUUUAUAUCCUGAGAGAAUAGCAGUAUGCUUUGAUGAAUGCAUCAAUAAGGUUCCAGUUAUCUACACUUACAAAACAGUUAUUAACCUAGCCACAGAACUUAGCGAUUUCCUGAAGAAACAUUGUAAUUUCACCGAACGAUCUGAAAUAGGCCUCUACUGCUACCCAGGAAUAAACCUGCCUUCUUGGAUUAUAGGAAUUCUCCAAGUGCCAGCUGCCUAUUCACCUAUUGAUCCAGAUGCCCCUCCAAACUUGUCUGCAUAUUUUAUGAAAAUGUGUAACUUCCAGUAUGUCCUUGUGGAGAAAGACAGAGUUGAUAAAUUCACAGUGGCACAUGGGCAUUUGUUUUGCCAUGAUUCCUUUGAAAUACCAAAAGUCAGUUUGAUUCUUUUCCAGAGGAAGGGCAGUAAUAUUGGAAAUUUAAACGAUAACAAUGAAAGUUCUGCUGUGCCAAGCAGAUUAGAGGCACGAGCCUUGGACCAGCUUGAGACAAAACCAUUCAAAGACCUGCUGGAUGCCAGACAGCAAGGCUCCAUAGCAUAUAUUUUACAUACAUCUGGAACAACAGGGAUCCCUAAAAUUGUCAGGGUUCCUCAUAAAUGUAUACUGCCAAAUAUUCUUCAUCUUCGAGAUGUAUUUAAGGUUACACCAGAUGAUACAGUGUUUAUGGCCUCUUCCCUGACAUUUGAUCCAUCUGUGAUUGAGCUGUUCAUUGCUCUGGCAAGUGGGGCUUCCCUGCUUAUAGUUCCUAACCUGAUUAAAAUGGUGCCACAGGAGUUGUCCAAGGCUCUUUUUCAGCACCACAGAGUGUCUGUAUUACAGGCUACACCCACACUUCUGCGCAGAUUUGGAGUUCAGUGCAUUAAAUCAACAGUGUUGUCUGCUGAUACGUCGCUGCGAAUCUUAGCUCUCGGUGGAGAACCAUUUCCUGAACUGAAUGUGCUAAGAAGCUGGAGAGGAGAAGGAAACAAAACACAUGUGUUUAAUAUCUAUGGUAUUACAGAAGUUUCCUGCUGGGCCACAUGCUACAAGGUUCCCGAGGAGGUUUUUAGUUCUGAUCACCGAUUUGAUUCCAUUGUACCACUGGGAACCCCACUGUCUGGAACGAUAGUUGAAGUCAAAGAUGCCAAUGGUUCUGCCGUUGUAGAAGGCGAAGGUCAAGUGUUCAUAGGAGGUGAGGAACGUGUCUGCUUUCUUGAUGAUGAAGUAACACUACCUAAGGGCACAAUGAGAGCAACUGGAGACUUCGUAAGAGUAAAGGAUACCGAAAUGUUAUUCUUGGGGCGGAAGGACAAUCAUAUUAAACGUCAUGGCAAGCGCCUCAGUAUGGAAUAUGUACAGCAGAUUGCGGAAGGCUACUGUCAAGUGGAAACAUGUGCUGUGAUAUGGUAUCAACAGGAAAAAUUAAUUUUGUUCAUUGUGCCCAAAGGCAAUUUAGAAAAGAGAGAGAUUUUAAAGAAACUCCAGGAAUGUCUUCCUAGCUAUGCAGUCCCAGAUGAGGUUUUGCUGAUUGACACUUUACCAUUCACUUCACAUGGCAAAGUGGAUGUGUCUGAGCUGAGCAGCAUUUACAGCAGCCAUUUGAACUCUAGAAGGAGUGACAGCAAGCUGAACGAGAAUGAAUUGUGGGAGAGAUUGCAGCAUUUGUGGAAGGCUGUUCUGAAUUUACCAGAUGAAUCCGCAAGCAUUUUAAAAGAGUCACGGUUUUUGCACAGUGGCGGGGAUUCCUUAAAAUCAUUACAGCUCCAUGAUGAAAUUGAACAUAUGGUAGGCAAGACUGUCCCUGGCCUCCUGGAAAUUAUUCUCAGUAGAUCCAUUGAAGAGGUCUACAGACAUAUCUUAGAAACAGUUUUCCCAAGCGAAACCCUGAAAUUAAGCUGUGACAAUGCUGUAAAAGGAAAGCUGAGUGAAAGCAGCAGAGAGGAGCCCAGUAAAAAGUAUGUGCAGCUAAAACCUGAAAGAUCCCCAAUGGUUGAAUCAAAUAUUGUUGGCUUUACUGCCGUGACCCGAGGAAACCGGCUGUUGUCUAUGGGUGACCCCUUGAAGAACCACAGUAAUAAAGAGCAAGCUGGAGAAAGCGAAGUUUUGCCGAGUGUGCGGGAUAAAACAAUUGUCAGCGAUGCAAAUGUGGCAGAAGAUGAUUCUAUACUAAACACUCCUGUACAUGAGAAUAUUGGGCAAACAGCUGAAAAGUUUAUGUUGCAUCUCAGAUGGAAGUCAGACCUGGGCAAAUGUGUGGAUGCAUCUCCACUAGUUGUCACCGAAAAGUUAUCUGCCUUUGUAUACAUUGGAUCACAUUCUCACGUGAUUCAAGCAAUUGACCUAUAUUCAGGAAAAGUCAAGUGGGAGAGAAACCUUGCAGAUCGCAUUGAGUCAUCCGCCUGCGUAUCUAGGUGCGGAAACUUCCUCGUUGUUGGAUGUUAUGAUGGGUUGGUAUAUGUCCUCAGAAGGAGUGAUGGGGAAACACACUGGACAUUUGCAACUGAGGAUGCGGUGAAAAGUUCUCCAGCUGUGGAUCCUUCCACAGGAGUAGUCUUCAUUGGAUCUCAUGACGGUCAUGUAUAUGCUUUAGAUAUUUAUAAGAAAGAGUGUGUCUGGAAAUUACACAGUGAAGCUGGAGCUGUAUUUUCCUCUCCUCACCUAAAUCUGCUACCACAUCACCUGUAUGUUGCUACACUUGGAGGGCUCCUGCUAGCUGUAAAUCCAAUUACGGGGAACGAAAUCUGGAAGAGCUUUUGCGGAAAACCGAUCUUCUCAUCACCACAUUGCAACAAGGACUGUGUAUGUGUAGGAUGUGUGGAUGGAAAUUUAUAUUGCUUUAGCCACUUUGGAGAAAAGAAAUGGAAGUUUUCCAGCAAUGGACCAAUUUUUUCAUCGCCAUGUAUUUCACAUUUUUCCAGCGAUAUAUUUUUUGGAUCCCAUGACAACUUUACUUACUGCUGUAGUACGGAAGGUAAUUUAUUGUGGAAAUUUGAAACAACUUCAACUGUAUAUGCAAUUCCAUUCGUUUUCCAUCAUCAUGCCUUACAAGAUGAAACACUUCUCGCAGUGGCAUCCACAGAUGGCAGAAUAUGGAUCUUGAAUGCCAAGACUGGCUUGGUAGAAGGUGAAGAGAAGCUUCCAGGAGAAGUUUUCUCAUCUCCUGUUGUAUGGGGAACAACGAUCAUUGUAGGCUGUAGAAAUAACUAUCUUUAUUGCUUUGAUUUAUGUGUUUCUAAAACCAAAUAAGGUGCCUAAAAUUUCCCUUUUUGGUAUUUUUACUUUUGCUUGUACAAAAUAGGGCUGGGUGAUGUUAGGUUUUCAACAUCACGAUGUAUCAUUCUGAUCUGAAGAUACACCUCAAUGUUGAAACAAGCUGCAUUUGUAGGGAGAGAAUUGCCAAUUGUGUUAUUGAGCUAGAUCUGAUCCUAUAGUUUGCAUUGCUUGCAUUGUAUGAAUUCUGACUGUAGCCCUGGGAUGUCUUGCUUAAAAUGCUUUCCUCUUUGCCUCUAUGCCUCUGUGUGUCAAAGUGCAAUCAAGGCCGGAUGAGCUGGCCCUGUCUGGAACACAGAAGCGCUUAUCAGCUGCUAUGCCUGACGCAUAGUUUCACUCAAGGCUGCUAGAAGUUGCUAGCUUGACGCGUAAACUGAAGGCUGAUAAGGCUACACAUUGGCCCCAGCCUGUGAGGCGUGGGGUAAAACUUCUGCGGCUCUCACUGCAGGAGCUGAGGCGCUUUCACCCCAGUGCCUCAUGGGCAGGGACAAUGCAACUUGUUUGCACUGCUCAGGGACCCCAAUGUCUGUUGAGGGGCAGGCAGCCAUGUGCCCCUGAACAGAAAAGUUUAAGGACUGCUUCCACUGCUGCUGCUGCUGCACAGCGCAGAGUUCUUUUAAAAAUGUUUUUAAAUGCUUUUUUAUUUCCUUUCACCUUUUUAAAUCGGAUGUUUGUUUGGGGUUGGGAAUUUGUUUAAUUUGGGUUUGUUUAAUUUUACUUUGUAAUUUUCUGUUUUUGGUUUGUAUUGUUUUAUUGUAUUUUUUUAUAUAUAGGUUUUAUUUUGUUUUUAAGGGGAGGGGUCAGGGCUGCCUGGGAGUGGGUCCCAGCCAACAAAAUGGCUGGGGCAGGUUCCACAGGGGGGGGGGUGCACUGGAACAACGGAUCUCAGUGAUCAUGGGUAGGAGGAGGAGUUAUGCUAAGACCAGACGAUGUCAUUACCGAGGAGGCAGACUUAGUCGUUGUUUGAGGACUAUCCCUGCCUCCAAGUCUGGUCCUGACUGUUCCAGGUGGUUCGCAAUCUAUCCGAACCACCUUCGUCAUCGGGGCCUGGUAGGGCUCCAAUAUCUCCUGUAAUGCUUUUGCAAAGUUUUUUGCAGAUAAAGUCGCUCAGAUUCGGAGGGAGGUAGACUCCACCGUGGGAUCAGGGCCGGGGCGGGAGAGUGCUGGAGCUCUGUCUAGUCAUGUUUCAUGGGAUCAAUUUCAAUCUGUUACCUCCGAGGAUGUGGACAGGCUGCUUGGACGAGUGAAACCAACCACCUGUCUCCUUGACCCUUGCCCAUCCGGGCUAAUAAAAGCGAGCCGGGAAGGGCUGGGCGAUGGGCUCCGCGGGGUAGUAAAUGCUUCCCUCUAUGAGGGAGUAUUCCCAGACCCGCUGAAAGAGGCAGUCAUUAAACCGCUUCUUAAAAAACCAUCUUUAGAUGUGGCUAAUAUGGCCAAAUCUUCCAUUCUUGGGCAAGGUGAUUGAGCGAGUGGUUGCUGAACAACUCCAGGCAUGCCUGGAAGAAGCGGAUCAUUUGAAUCCCUUCCAGUCAGGAUUCAGGCCUCAUCAUGGGACUGAAACGGCCCUGGUCGCACUGGUUGAUGAUCUCCGGCGGGCUAGAGACAAAGGUGAGAGCUGCUUCCUAGUCCUGCUGGAUCUCUCAGCGGCUUUUGACACCAUCGACCAUAACAUCCUUCUGGACCGUCUAGAGGGGUUGGGAGCUGGGGGCACUGUUAUACAGUGGUUCCGCUCCUUCCUCUUGGGCCGCGUUCAGGUGGUGGGGGAUGAGUGUUCGGACCCCUGGGCUCUCACUUGUGGGGUGCCUCAGGGUUCUGUCCUCUCCCCCCAUGCUUUUUAACAUCUACAUGCAGCCGCUGGGAGAGAUCAUCAGGGGGUUUGGGCUGGGUGUUCAUCAGUAUGCGGAUGAUACCCAGCUCUACCUCUCUUUUAAAUCAGAACCAGUGAAGGUCCUGUGUGAAUGCCUGGAGGCGGUUGGAGGAUGGAUGGCGGCUAACAGAUUGAGGUUGAAUCCUGACAAGACAGAAGUACUGUUCGUUGGGGACAGGAGGCAGGCAGGUGUGGAGGAUUCCCUGGUUCUGAAUGGGGUAACUGUGCCCCUGAAGGACCAGGUGCGCAGCCUGGGAGUCAUUUUGGACUCACAGCUGUCCAUGGAGGCGCAGGUUAAUUCUGUGUCCAGGGCAGCUGUCUAUCAGCUCCAUCUGGUACACAGGCUGAGACCCCUACCUGCCUGCAGACUGUCUAGCCAGAGUGGUGCAUGUUCCAGUUAUCGCCCGCUUGGACUACUGCAAUGCGCUCCACGUGGGGCUACCUUUGAAGGUGGCCGCCGAAACCACAUAACACCGGUCUUGAAAGAUCUACAUUGGCUCCCAGUACGUUUCCGAGCACAAUUCAAAGUGUUGGUGCUGACCUUUAAAGCCCUAAAUGGCCUUGGUCCAGGAUACCUGAAGGAGCAUCUCCACCCCCAUCGUUCUGCCCGGACACUGAGGUCCAGCUCCGAGGGCCUUCUGGCGGUUCCCUCGCUACGAGAAGCCAAGUUACAGGGAACCAGGCAGAGGGCCUUCUCGGUGGUGGCGCCUGCCCUGUGGAACGCCCUCCCAACAGAUGUCAAAAAGGAAAACAACUACCAGACUUUUAGAAGACAUCUGAAGGCAGCCCUGUUCAGGGAGGCUUUUAAUGUUUAAUAGAUUAUUGUGUUGUAUUUUUCUGUUGGAAGCUGCCCAGAGUGGCUGGGGAGACCCGGCCAGAUGGGCGGGGUAUAAAUAAUAAAUUAUUAUUAUAAGGGAGGCAUCCCACCCCCACCUCUGGCUUUGGUGAGGUGGGGGCUCUGUUACACUUGAGGAAGCCCAGCGAGCUACCUCUUUCUCCCAGGAGGUAGAGGCAACCCGCUCACCCCCAAGUGUAAUGGAACCCCAACCCCACCUCCACUGAAGGGUGGGCAGCCACGCACCCCAGAAGUUCAAAGGAGCCAUCUGCCUGUGCUGGCUGCUGAGGGAGGAACAAAGCUACAUGCCAAUGUAGCUUGCUCCUCUGUCAGCAGUAUGAGGGCCAGAGCGCAAUGGCUGCUUCACCCAGUGGUGAAACGUCUGCUGCAGCUCACCUGCUGGUGACACCCGCAGUAUACUGCCAGGUGAAGCAGCCAUCGUCAUCUGGCCCUGGCUGAUAUUAAUACAUUGCCCAGGCCUAGUACAAAAUAGAAAACCUUGCCUACAGUGUAAAAACAUCUAUUAAUUUAAACCCCAGCUUCCUGACAUAACAGUUACUUGUGUACUUUAAUAGCCAUGGUCAUCAGUGGCUAAUAUAUUAAAAUGUACUGAUCAUGGCUGUGUAAGAUGCCAUACUAUAUUUACCAGGGCACUUUAGAAUGUGGAAUAACUUUUAUCCCCCAAAAGGCAGCAUAUAAUGUUUAAGAAAGUGUCAUUUGAAAUUAUGGAUUUCCUAUACAAAGCAUUUCGAAAACAUGGCUUGAGCUUUUUAUUUGAGAGCAGCAUCAACCCCAACACUGAUGGCGUGAUAGAAAAGUACUGAAUAUUGCAGGAAAGUAUGAGCUGAUAGGGUUCAAGGGUUCACUGUUUAACUUUUUAUCAUAUAUUGCAAAACCAAUAUAUGUGUGGGUAUAAGUGUCCCACCAGCAGAAGGAUCACUGCUUGCACAACAGGACUCCCUGCCGCCUCUUCCCCCGCACAGACACAUGCAACCUCUGUAAAUUUGCUUCAGAGGGUUAAGGGAAGCACCAGAGGAGAUUGAGGGGUGUGGGGGGAAGAGAGGGAAAGCCCUGUUGUCUAAGCAGGAAUCCUUGAGCUGGCAGGACACUUAGUGCUGCUUUGGCUCAUUUCUGUAAUGUGCAAAUGACAAAACAGAAGUUACAUUUGUUCCAGAAAACAGGUAGAUGUUGAAAAUCAAAGCGCUAAUUUUGUGAAACAAUGUGCUCUUUCUAUUACAUGCUAUAAGGAUCACGCAUAGAUACAGGACAAUUUUUAUCGACCUCCAUAUAGGGUGCUGUUAACAGUUAUGGAUGAAUUAUUGUGUGAAGAUCACAGGGAGGUAUCUAAUGACUUCCCUUUCCUGUCUUCCUCACUCUAACUCUCUAUGCCAUCCUAAUCUGCUUCUAAGUCCUCCAAACCCAUUAAGCAGAUUUUAGGGCCAUACAGGGUGGGGGGAUGGGGUGGGUAGGGAAUGUUCCAUUUAUGGGAGUACAACUCACUGUUUUUCCCCUGAAAUAUCACCAACAGGAACGAACUUCUUGUUAAACCUUUUCAUGUAACCUUAAAAAAAAACAAGCAGUAAUGAAUAACCCAUAAAUGAGAACAUAAAUAAAAAGUACUUUCAUAGCUACAUAAACACUUGUCUUUUUUUUAUUGAAAUAGAACAAAUUCUCCAUGAUUAACCAUUUACAUUAAAAUUUGACGAUCAAAAACCAAAAAGAGAAAUUGCACUAAUAUAUCCCGUAGUCAUAGAUCAUUUUACUUAGGUUGUAUUGUUGGUAAAAACACAUAAUUAGAUACCUAUAGCAAUUCAGGCUUUCCUUAAAAGAUAAACCUGACAUUUGUAACAAAAAGACAAUGAAUACGUACAUCUUCUGAUAACUUUCAGCAGAUUAUAAUUUAAUAUGAAUUAAAAUGACAUUAGUAUAAGAAACAAUUGCACUUUAAAACAUUUGAAAAAUUAAAAAAGUACACAAAACAAAACCCCACAAUUGUACAUUUGUUCAUAAUUUUAUACACCACUAUAUGAACAACAGAGGUUAAGCAUCUGUAACCUCAGAAAUAAUAUUUUGUUCCCAAACGUUAGUGAUGCCCAACUCCUGUUGAAAUCAAUGCAACAAAGUUAAGCCCUAUUAAUUUCAACAGAACUUGGAUAUGAUUAACUUCCUAUAGCUUAAGUCUUUUGUAUAUAAGUUACUCCACUGCCACCAAAAGUUGAGACCAUAUUCUACAUAGUGGUCAGAUCAGUUUUUUUAAGUGUUUUGAAUAAAUGUCAUGUUUGUUCAGUAGAAAGGCUGUGACAGAGCUUAAGCAAAGUAACACUUCAUUGGUAUUUAGUGCAAAAUUUUCAAGUUGACUUUACAUGAAAUGACAAUGUUGAAAAUAUAGGCUUCUAAAAAUGUUUCCAAAACAAUAUUGUACAUAUCCCUCAACUCUGAUCCAGAUACUGAUUCAUGAGUGGAAAUGGGAAUCUCCCCCUUCCUAUAAAUGCAACAGAGUGCUGCACUGGACACCCCCCUUCCCCAUCAAAUGACUGGGGAAAUAUCUGCAGGGGCAGCACACCUUGCAGUGUAACCAAUACAUCAACUCUGAUGCCCUGAUCAUGCGUAGAGUGAAGGGAAAGUGGGUUCCUCCCAACUUAAGUCCAGGUGUCCCUUACUGCCUACAGUAUGCUCAGGGUUAUCAAUGCUGAUGGUAUUCCUGUUGAACAUUUUAACAGCAGCAGGGGAUGCACAGCCUUCUGGUUUCCUUGGUUCUCUGGAUCAGAGCCUCCGAAUACUAUUUUCGUACACUAGACCCCCCCUUAUGCUUGAAAACACUUUGCUUCUGAAGCUUUUGAACUAUUUACUCACUAUACGCUCUAUGCUAACAGUGUGUCUAGAAUUAUUUGGUAGGUCUUCCCCCCCCUUUAUCAUGCAAGUAGCACCUUUCCCCCUAAAAUUAGUAUUCAUCCCACCCAACUCUUCGGUUUUCAACCCCCACAUUCCCCUUUCCUGCUCUCCUGUUCCCAAAAGUUAUUGGAAAUGGAUUUGAGGAAACAAAGUUGUAAUUGCAGUUUAUGCAAUUCCAGGUUUAAGCACUACUAGAUUAAGCGUGCUUUUAAAAAAAACAUUUUCUACCACCAGCAAGAGGCUUUUGCACCAAUCAAGGCAGGCCUGUACUUUCUUUGUAUACAGGCUGAACUAUGUGCUACUUAUCCCACAUUCAGCAGGAGCUCUUCCUGGUGUCAGCAGGUUACCUCUCUCUAAAAUAAAGGAGGGUCACCAGUAAGUUUUGCAUGCGAUGUACAUCCACAAACAGACUUUUCCCAUCAUGCCCCUGCUGGCCAGAAGGAGCCCAAUCUGUGCUUGUAUUACGUAGGUAUAUGGGUU